Nannizzia gypsea CBS 118893 is the source of this 1239-nucleotide messenger RNA. Its product is annotated as arginine N-methyltransferase 2. Lineage: Eukaryota; Fungi; Ascomycota; Eurotiomycetes; Onygenales; Arthrodermataceae. Gene Ontology annotation, molecular function: protein arginine N5-methyltransferase activity. The transcript has a single exon. The record is from RefSeq and is a predicted model, not a curated record. Bases 1 to 1239 code for a protein of 412 amino acids. Gene Ontology annotation, cellular component: nucleus; cytoplasm. Gene Ontology annotation, biological process: peptidyl-arginine methylation.
AUGGAAGAUCCAAAUGAUGCAGCCAUUGGCUCUAUCGAUGUCGACCUUGAUACCCAGGAGAUACUACUAGCUGCAUCGCAGCACGAUGUUGCAAAACUGCGCGAGUUGAUUCGCAACAAUGCAAAGGAAGAGAACCCCGCCAACGCGAAAGACCCAGAGACAGGGUAUACACCAUUGCAUGCAGCCAUAGCAGCAUGCGAGCCCGAAAAGACCAAUGUUACGAAUGGAGAUGCCGCUGAGCAUACUACAAGUGAGCAGGAGACGAUAGAUGGCGGGGUAAAGACCGUGAAAUUCUUACUUCUGGAGGGGGCUAUAUGGAAUGAUCUGGACGCCAAUGAUGAGACACCCGGAUGUAUGGCUAGAAGGCUUGGCCUUACGGAGCUAUACCAGCUGAUGGUUGACGCUGGAGUGCGUGCAGAACUGCUAUUAAACCGGCUGGAAGGAUAUGAGCCGUUGGAAGACGAAGAGGAAGAAACCGAGGCUACGGAAGAGAAAGACACGAAGAAUGAUGUUGCUGAAGGCGAAAAACUGGCCGAAAACGCCGAGGCCGCGGCUGGGGAAGAGGGUGUUCAAGACCCAAGUGUUAGCAAUGAGCAUUACCUAAGUUCCGGAUUGACAUUCCAGGAGAAUAGGUUGUUGGAUGGAGACAAGAACGGAGUGAUGAUGGCGUGGGAAACUGGUAUAAUGGAGAAGUCGGCUAAGGCAUUGCUCUCUACACCGGGUCUUAGGGUGUUGAAUGUCGGACAUGGCAUGGGAAUCGUUGACGGAAUUCUACAGAGCCUGAAACCGAAUGUUCACCACAUCAUCGAAGCACAUCCAGCUGUGGUAGCGGACAUGAAGAGCAAGGGAUGGCAUGAAAAGGACGGAGUGACCAUCCACGAAGGCAGAUGGCAAGAUAUCUUACCCAAACUUGCCGCUGAAGGGGUUAUUUUUGAUGCCAUCUACUAUGACACUUUUGCCGAGUCGUACUCAGAUUUCCGUGACUUUGCAUCAGAACACGUAAUAGCAUUGCUCGAACCUGAAGGAAGAUGGAGUUUCUUCAAUGGAAUGGGAGCCGAUAGACAGAUCAGCUACGACGUGUACCAGAAGGUGGUAGAGAUGGACCUGAUGGAGGCUGGAUUUGACAUCGACUGGACAGACAUCGCAGUGCCUUCGCUCGACGGCGAGUGGGAGGGCGUCAGGAGGAAGUACUGGGUUAUUGAAAACUACAGGCUGCCGUUGUGUAAAUAUUCUGAGUAA